AUGAAAGCCACCCCAGGUCCGGGGCUUGAAGAAGAGUACAUCAUACCGAUUGCUCGAGAGUUGGCCGUGGCACUCAAAUACGUACACGAUGCCGGGGUCAUCCACAGAGAUGUCAAGUGCGGCAACGUUUUGAUUUCCGAAGAGGGUCAGGUGCAGCUUUGUGAUUUUGGUGUGGCAGCUAUGAUCGAGACGGAGGCGUCAAAACGUUCGACCAUUAUUGGCACCCCGUUCUGGAUGCCCCCUGAGAUGCACUCCAUGGAUGUGGCAGUUCAGCAAGGUUACGGUACUGAGGUCGAUUGUUGGGCGUUCGGUUGCACUGUAUACGAGAUGGCUACGGGAAUGCCACCGAACCACAAGUUUCAUCCCUCGAUGUUAAGAACGGUGCUGAAAGCCGCACCCCGGCUUCGAGAGGGUAACUACUCACAGGGUCUACGAGACUUCAUUGCCUUUUGUCUUGAAGAAAAGCCUCAAGACCGUCCCUCUAUGAAGGCUAUUCUCGAGCAUCCAUUCAUCCAAGGCACUUCAGCACAGUAUCCUACUUACACUGUGAGGGAGAUGAUCGAUCGUUAUUUCCAGUGGGAGAGAAGAGGUGGUCAGAGAGCUUCACUGUUCAAUCCAAUGGGAGCUGCCGCACCUCAGCCGUCGGAACAACGCGACGAUUAUGAUGACUGGAACUUCUCAACCUCUGCCGACUUCGAGAACGACUUUGUUAAGCGCUACAGUCAACUUGGAAUUGCAGAGACCGACUUUGCAGCCACAGCUAACGGCGCCGAAGACACAAUGCCUGCUCUCAACAACGUCACCAAGCCUCAUCCCAGAAACCCUUUCCACGAGGCGCAGGAAGAGGCCAGAGCUAAGCGAGGAGAGCGCUCAAUGGGACGCCUCUUCGACACAAACGCAGACCCUUACGAUUACAAUACACUAAUGGAGGACGAAGAACAACCCAUCUCAGAUCUUCCACUCCGCAACCUGUCCAGCGAUCGCGCGGUCAAUAGGGAGACUCUGAUUGACUUGGACAUGGGCGCUGCGGGACUGGAUGCACAGCCAACCUUCAACUUCGACUUCAGUGAUGUGCCAACACUCAAAGCAGCAAGACCCAAUCGCUUGUCAUCAACAAUGCCCGACGAUGACGAAGACCAGAACGACUUCUAUGAUGGACCAGACCAAGACACGCGCCGAGCCACCAAAGACUGGCAGUUCCCUCUCAGUACGAUGCCUGCCGACAACCCAAGCCGACGCACACAAGACUGGACUUUCGCCAUGGCACAGCCCCCAGCCGCAGACCGCAAGACUCAAGACUGGUCCUUUGCAACUGCUCAGCCAGCAACCGAUCGCAAAACAGCAGAUUGGUCAUUCGCUACAGCCCAGCCAGCCACUGAUCGAAGAACACAGGACUGGUCAUUCGCAGAGAUGGCAGAGCCUCUAACUGCAGAGCCAGACCGUCGUACUGCAGACUGGACUUUUGCGACGGCCGAGCCAGUGUCCAACGAACCAGACGCCGAACCAGACUUCUCCUUUCCACCCAUGAAAGAUGAGACAGACAUUGCGCCUGGCUUCAGACCUCAUCUGACUCGCACAGCUACUGAGCCAAUUGGCCAGUUCAAUGACUUCCUACACCCUCCAGUGGGAUCGACUUCUCAGGAUGAUUUCGACCUACCGAGUGUUCGCGAGUCCAGACCCAUCAUUGACCUCGACUUGGGUAUGACCUUCGAACCUAAGUUCGAUCUGGAAACUGCCAUGGCCAACGAUUCACAACAGCCCAGCAUCACACCAUCAUCGCCUGUCAUAAGUGCAGCAGGCUCGACCGAAACAUCACGUAACCCUUUCUUCUUGGACGAAGUUGAGCAGCCCAGUGGUGAUGAAGUCAAGCGCUCCUCGCAUCGUCAAUCGCGUUCCGAGCCACAGCUUCUAGCAUCCAACAACCGCCACUCGGGCAUUCUCCACUCCAGAGGACCAAGCAACGUGUCUCUGCUUCGACACUCGAGAGACAGAGGAUACUCUUACUCCUCUACUGCAUCAUCGGAUGUUCAGACCGGAAGCUGGCCACGAGACUAUAAUCGCAGGAUGGAGGCACACACAAGACAGCAGCUUCUCGAUGGGUUGCACACAUCUGCGAUUGCGUCACGUAACAGCUGGGCUCGUUUCGCUGCAGCCGACUCAUUCGACGACACUGACAUUGAGACGACCAUCCCCCCUCCCGGUCUGCGUGUGCCAGGACUCGACGAUGCCGACUUCCCACUCGCAGGACUGAAGCCUUCAUCACGUAUCGACGCUUUCAAUGUGGAUACAGACAGGGAUGAGAGCACAUACGGCGAUCUUACCAUGCCUCGCAGCCGAGCACGCGCAGACACAGGAGGCACGACAAGCACAGGUACUGGCUAUGAUUCAUCGAGAGACGAAUCAUACAUGUCACAUGUACGCACCAGUCGUUUGUUGAACGAGUUCCCUCGCCUGGCAGCGCCCGAUCCAGAAGCAAUGGUUGAGGGUGCUGACCCAGAGCUCGUCUUCCAAGAGCUGGACAGAAUGUUUGCAGAUCUAGAGGGAGGACUUGGUCUGGCUGCAGAGAUGUUUCAGAGACGCGACAGAGAUCUCUCCCGCGGAAGGGAUGAGGGAGAUGAACACGAAAGACAGACAAGAGGAUUUGGCAGCGAGGGAGAAGGAAUGAUGUAA
Molecule: messenger RNA, 2670 nt
Organism: Aureobasidium musti
Lineage: Eukaryota; Fungi; Ascomycota; Dothideomycetes; Dothideales; Saccotheciaceae
Source: the annotation of a GenBank genome assembly